AGCGCAGCACUGACAUCCCCGCCACGUUUGUUCUCUGCUGGCCCCAGCCUACAGAUCCAUCUUUCAUCUUUAUUAUUUCUUCUCAGCGUCAACACCACUUCUGCAUCGCCAUUAGCUUUUCCCCCCUUUACAUCCCUAAUUCCCCGUUUUGAAGGCCGUCGCCCUUGGCCCCUUUCCCCUAACAACAGGUGCCACGGGAUCGGGAACCACCGGUCGUCCCUUGGUCCUCCGUUGUGCCGCGUGUAGACGUGUUUAGGCCAGUCCGACCUACUUCACCUCGAUAACGGAACAACGUAUCUCGUCCGAGGAAAUUGCGAGUCAAGUACCAGCGACGAAGUGACCCCAAACAAUUUAAAAGUUUUGUGAGUCCGUCACCUGAUCACUUUGGAAGGAUGGGAAACGCGAUGGCGAUGCGCUUGAUGGAAAACGACGACGAAGACCUCGCCAACUUCGCCGCCUCUUCGUUGCCACUGCUGGAGCUUCCCGAACGAUUGAUCGAACGCGUCCUGUCCUUUGUGCCUGCCGUUGACCUGGUAAAGGCCUGCCGGUUCGUGUGCGGCAGCUUUGGACGGAUCGUGGAGGGCAACGGUCUGUGGGAGCUCAAGUGCGAACGAGACGGCAAAUACAUUCCCAACUUGGAAUGGCAUCCCCUGCCUCCCAACUACUACCGGGGCCUCUACGCGGGAAUUCCUUACUUCCAGAACCUGCUGCAUCUCGCCAGCAGAGGCUCCAGGGAAGAGUCCCGCCGCUGCCUCUGCAAGCAUCCCUGCGGCGUCUGCACGAAGCAGCAGGUUGUCGACCUUGUCGAGAUGGGUGUGGACCUUGAGCUGCUCGAUUCUUUCAAGCCUCCCAUUGAGGUGUCAGAAUGGUACGCGGCACAGGUGGGCUUUGGCAGCGGCAUCUACCGCAUGAUGGUGGAGUUGAGAAAUGCCGAACAGGAACGCUUGGCCCGCUACGACACUGGCGAGGUGACGGUGAACAAUCUGACAAGGUUCAGGUGGAAGGAGGUGAACCACACUUUCUCCAACUACCCGAGCGGCAUUCGCUACAUCUACUUUGCGCACGAGGGCAGGGGCUUGCAGUUCUGGGGUGCCCCCGACAUCGCCGGCGGCACAGUUCGCUUUGUCCCCGAGCAGACGUCGCGAUGCGCAGUCGACACCCAGGAGGUUCUCGAGCUCGUCAAGAACUGUUCGCUUUGCGGCGGCAAUGACUCGCCGUAAAGCGACCACACAUCCAAGCUUCCCAUGAAGUGCCUUUUAAAGGUGUGGUAUCAACACCUGCUGCUUGUACUUGGCUGUCUAUAAUGAUUGUGCUGCACCAAUUGUUACUGUGCCAACCUGACGUCUCAACUCCUCAGUGCGCGUUGCUGUGCUAUAAAGCUUUUUUGAUAAUUAUAAUGUAAACCGUCAUCCCUGCCUUAACUUUCCAAGGUGAAAAAAAUAAGUGAAUUAUUGUCAUUAAUUCACAUGGCAGCCAGCAAGAUCUGUGAUUAGCCCCAUUGGACAAAUGUGCCAACUUGCUUCUGCCUUUCGUGCCAAAGAAUGUCGUUGGCUUUACAUGUGGUGAUAAUACUGCCAAGUUUUUUUUUUUUGCAACUAGAGAAUUCUUGUCCAUUCCUUCAUUCUGACUCGCUGCUCUACUUUGGCAGGCUUUCUUUUUACCAGUGCCAAUUUGCCCAAGGCUGAAAAAUUUUUGACGGGGCCUUUACGAGUGAAGUAGGCUGUUUGCAGUGGUAACAGUUUUAGACGGAAAGGUUCAAUAAUUUUUUGUAAGAGCUACAUCAUAUAUAAUUUACCUGAGUGAUAAUUGUCACAUGUAUUUUAUUUUUAUAUUUUAAUUUAAAAUAAUUUUAUCACUGUUUAGGUUAUUUUUAACCUCAACAAUAAGAAAUGCUCAGCUCUGCCCUUAAGAAUGUUCACAUUUUUCAUGGCCAUUGGUAAUUAUAUAAUCAUGUAUUUUUUUUUUUCACUUCAUAAAGACAGUGUUUUGUUUUAUGGCAUUAUUUCAGAGAUUUACAUACACAUCUCAUGUGCAUGUAUUUUUUGUAAUAAAGUGAUAUAUGUUGCUUAAAUUUGUUGCGUGUUUUCUCAUUGCUUAAUAAAUUUUCUGGUGUGUUUGAGAACCA
Molecule: messenger RNA, 2125 nt
Organism: Ixodes scapularis (black-legged tick)
Lineage: Eukaryota; Metazoa; Arthropoda; Arachnida; Ixodida; Ixodidae
Product: F-box only protein 44
Exons: 4
Coding region: 393-1220 (275 amino acids)
Biological process (GO): SCF-dependent proteasomal ubiquitin-dependent protein catabolic process; glycoprotein catabolic process
Cellular component (GO): cytoplasm; SCF ubiquitin ligase complex
Molecular function (GO): ubiquitin protein ligase activity; protein binding
Source: RefSeq, a predicted model, not a curated record